Molecule: messenger RNA, 2056 nt
Organism: Lycium ferocissimum
Lineage: Eukaryota; Viridiplantae; Streptophyta; Magnoliopsida; Solanales; Solanaceae
Exons: 10
Coding region: 396-1787 (463 amino acids)
Source: RefSeq, a predicted model, not a curated record
CCUUUCGAUUCCGUCCCAUAAAUGGUUUUAUUGUACCUGCCCCUCUCUAUAUGUCCCCUUCACUUUCCCCUUUUUCCUGUUCAUCAUUUUCUCUCUCUCUCUCACACACACACUCACUAAAUUUCACUGUCUGUAUUCUUCACUACAAUUGAACUCACUUUACUGAUGAAUCAGAAUUCGGCAUAUCGAAGUGGUUUUGCUUCUCUAGGAGUCUGGUUUGAUGAAUCAGAUGAAUAUGAAAUCUUGGUACAUUGAUUAUUCUGUUCUGGGAUUUAAUGGCAGCAGGAGUUAUGUCUAUAUUACCGCUUACUUAGAUUGACCACAGCGAAACCCGUGAUGAUCAUGCUUCUAUCUCUGGUGUCUUGUGUUUUGAUGAGAAGAGGGUGUUAAAGGGCAUGGAAAGGAAAGGUGUUUUGUACAAUAUAGAUUCCAGUAUUGCGCCUAAAAGGGAAAAUGAAAUUAACCAAGAAUGCCAGGUGCUUGAUCUAAAGCGAAGUCACUUUGAAGCUGGGAAAAUUCAAGUGCAAAAUGAUCUCUCCACACCAUGUGAAGAUUAUCUUUUAGAUAUUGAGUUUGCUGAAAGCAUCACAAAUUUGGAUUAUGGUUCAAGUAGAGGAUUGCUGGACCCUAUUUUAGAAAGUCAGAUCCCACUAUCUAGUUGUGAUGAUGGAAGUGACACCUGUGGAAUGCCAUACUCUUCAGGAUUAGCUGUGCACGAAGCUCAAAGCCAUAAUGCUAUGUUUGGCCUUACCAAUUCAGAGUUGCAUGACCUGUCUCGUGACAAAUGUGAAAAUCAGAUUCUAGUGGAGUAUAACGCUGUCAAAUUCCCUUCUGUGUUCGCUCCAGAAGAUAUUAGCAAUGUGGAUGACGUGGCAGGCUUCUUUGCUGAAGCUAAUGACAACUUGAUUGACCAUUCUGCACAAACAUCUGACGGAAUGUCUUUUAUAUCCAAUGCUAUGCGAAAUGGGGGGCAAGAUUUUGAUAAAUCCGCAAUAAGCCCUCCAGUCACUUCUCAAGUAAUGAACAUUGACACUCCUGUCACUCAAAAGCGACUGCGCAAGCCUACACGAAGGUAUAUUGAUGAAUCCUCAGAUCUUAAUGCUAGACGUUCUAGGAAAAAAGCAGAGGUUUCUACUUGUGCAUCAGAAUCAAAGAAUAAGCUUCUCAAAAUCAAAUGUCAGAAGAAAUCUCGUGCAGAAUCUAUGGAAAUGGAAUUGUUUCCGGAAGAGUCUUCUUGUAAAGCUAUUCAAGUGCCUUUUGCUUCUCUUAUGAACGAAGAGUGUGAUAAGAGGCCAACAUCUAAUGCAAUACAGGUUGUUCCGAAACCUCUUAAGGAGGAACCAUAUAAGGAGGCUAUAGUUGUGAAGCCUAAAGAUGUUGCUAUUGCACCGAAGAAUUUGGAUCAAGAUGGUGCACGGAGAAAACAUCACAGGCUCUGGACUGUUUCAGAGGUCAGAAAGUUGAUUGAUGGAGUUGCCCAAUAUGGAGUGGGAAGAUGGAGUCAUAUAAAGAAGCUUUAUUUCUCAUCAUCUGUUCAUAGAACACCUGUGGAUCUCAAGGAUAAAUGGAGAAAUCUUCUUAAAGCAAGUUAUCUACAGAAACAAAGCAAAAUAACGGAAAAGGGUAAACACAACCUGUCUUGGCGACCUUUGCCCAAGUCUGUCCUGCAUCGAGUCAGUGAACUGGCCAACAUGCAUCCGUAUCCAAGAAACCGGAGGUGCAAGGGUUCUCGUUCUCCCUGUGCUUCAUCUUCUCCCGAGCAUACUAACAGGACUAACAUCCAGUGAUGACCCAAACUGUCCAUCCAAAGACGUUGAGCUUUCUUUUAGCCAACUCCUAUGCAUAGUUACAGGAGUAACAUUCAGUGGCGAGUUUACGUGCAAACUUGGUUGAGCUCUCUUACACCAACUUGCUGCAUAGUUCGUGUAUAGGGCAGCUUCAUUUCAAGUCAAAAAUAGGUUUUCUGUAUAAUCCUCAUUACCUCUAGAAAUGCAUGUCACAUCUGUAAACCAUUUUGAAAUUUCAAUUGAUACAGGGGAUUUAGUUUGUGCUGCCG